Messenger RNA from Lactuca virosa, 894 nucleotides. The record is from the annotation of a GenBank genome assembly. NCBI's taxonomy places the organism in Eukaryota, Viridiplantae, Streptophyta, Magnoliopsida, Asterales, Asteraceae.
AUGAAGGAAGGGACUAUUAAUCAUUCAUCUAAGCUCACUCACUCCAAUUCUCCCUACUCCUAUAAUUCUCUCCUUUUUUCUCGUUUCAUUAUAAGAAUGGAUGAAAUUGCGUCUCGAUCUUCGUAUUUCAUGGGUUCGACGAUGUUCUUCGAGGGUAUGGAAAAGACGAAAUGGACCCCGGAAGAGAAUAAACGGUUUGAAGAUGCAUUAGCUCUGUUCGAUAAAGAAACCCCCGACAGGUGGCAGAAUGUGGCGCGAUUGAUUCCGGGGAAAAGUGUGAGUGAUGUGAUGCAUCAGUAUAGAAAACUGGAAGAAGAUAUUAGUGAGAUUGAAGCAGGGGUGUUGGUUGUGCCUGGGUAUAGUUGUAGUGAUGCUAAUGCUAUGACACUUGAAUGGGUGGUGGAUAAUCACCCUCAGUUUUAUAGUCAUGGAGGAAAGAGAAGUAGGCUUCCUGAUCAGGAAAAGAAAAAAGGAAUUCCGUGGACAGAAGAAGACACAGGGGAUUGGAGAAAUAUCUCACGCAAUUUUGUGACAACAAGAACACCUACCCAAGUUGCUAGUCAUGCUCAAAAGUACUUCAUUCGCCAGCUGUCAGGAGGCAAAGAUAAAAGAAGGUCAAGCAUUCACGACAUCACCACAGUGCACCUUAACGACCCUACAAAGUUACCGGAAAAUGACACAUGUCCAAAACCAGCUGAAUGCACCACCAUGGUAACACCACCACCAAAACCUCACCACCACCACCACCCCACCACAAACCACCAUAUGGAAAAAGCAUUGUACCAAUGGAGCCACCCUAAUGGCGGUGGUAUAAUGAUGGCACCACUUCACGGAAGCUCAUCGUAUGGGCCUCAGUAUGGACACUUGGGUACGGUUUUUCAAGGGAACUAUUAA